AUGACAUCGUAUGUGCAGCAUGAUGGUGAUGGCGAUAGUGUUAAAAAUGCAGAAGUUGCAGAGGCUAUACUCAAUGAUAACAAUGAACUGUCUCAUAUUGAGCGAGAAAUAACUGUUUGUGAUACAUGUGGUGAUCAAGGAUAUGAAUAUUUACUUGUGAUCUGUUGCAACUGCGGAGUUGGUGCAGAACAUACUUAUUGCAUGAUGGAAAAAAUAGAUAAGGUUCCCGAUAGUUGGUCUUGCUAUGACUGCACUAAAGAGGUAGAUGAAAUGCGAGAAGAAAAAGGAAAUGAAGAAACCAGCUCUAGAAAAAGGAAAGCAGAUGCUGUUACUAAUUUUUUCGAGACAGCAGAAAAAACAUCAUCUCAAAGACAAUUUGAUUUGUUGAACACAGAAAGUUAUCCUAAAAUUAGAAAUUUUGAUUUGAACGUGGACCCUAACAUAAAACUAGGUGAAAUCUCUGGUAUAGAUAUGGACAAAGUACAUGACAUAGAUCUAAAUAGGGAUCCUAACAUAGAACUAGGUGAAGUCCCUGGUAUAGAUAUAAACAAAGUCAUGACAUAG
Molecule: messenger RNA, 564 nt
Organism: Arabidopsis thaliana (thale cress)
Lineage: Eukaryota; Viridiplantae; Streptophyta; Magnoliopsida; Brassicales; Brassicaceae
Exons: 4
Coding region: 1-564 (187 amino acids)
Biological process (GO): chromatin organization; negative regulation of transcription elongation by RNA polymerase II
Molecular function (GO): histone reader activity
Source: RefSeq, marked reviewed